AGUGUUAUCUCGUCAGUUAUCCAGUUAAGAUAUAUUUAACCACCGGAAUUAUAGAAAACCAAGUAUGAUAAAAGGACCAUUUUUACUUAAAUUGGAAGGGAUUGGUAUUUUUACGAAUAUACCCAAUCCAAAAUUUGCAAUAUUUAGUUUGAAGUGCUUAUAAUUGGAAGAAGACAUAGAAUGAAAAUUUUACUGGAACUAGUUUUGUUUACCUGCACACUAAUUGAGAUAUCUGGCCAGCGAUGUUCGAGACCAGUAGUCGUGAGACGCCGUGCAACCAUUUACAAAGUGCCUCAAGUAAAAGUACAAAUUCUAAGAUGUCUCUUUAAUGAUACAAAAAAUGCUUAUUCCGAUAUUACCACCAAUUGUCUGACUGCAUUUAAAACAGGAACUUUUAAGGAUAAGUACGACGAUAUAUUUAAUCUUAAAGGUCACAAAACGCCCAUCGUGUUGGAAAGUUAUAUGACUGAAGCAGACCCUUUACAAAAUAGAAUAAACUUAAGAUCCGGCACAAAAUGUAUCUACAACAGAGGCUUUUGUUUUGAUCCCAAGGAAAGUCCAACGUAUGCAGCUGUAUGGAAUGUGGUACCAACGAUCAAAGAAAAAUGUCCUACAAAAUUAGAAGCAGUAUUAUCUGCCGCAGUAGAUAUUUGGAAAUUCGUUCCAGAGAAACUUCAGUACGUGUUUUACUACUCCCCAAGAUUAGACCAGGCAUUUUCUCUCAGACUUACUACUACCUCGAAAUGUAAUAACAAACUUGUGUGGUUCACGGAAGAAAUGCGAUAUAUAGUCGAGAUAGAAAAUAUUAACAAAAAUACUGCAUUGCGAGAAUUUGGGAUUCUGCCUAAAAUGACUUUUUUACCAACAAAGAGUGUGGUCAGCGAAAAAAUUUUAAAAGAUUGUGAUUUAAAGUCUCUUAGUUUAGAUUUUGAUGCACAAUUUUUGUCCAACUAUUUUGCUGACGCUGAGAAUAUAAAAACAGUUUUUAGCGUAUAUCGUAAUUACAUAAAUAAGAACAAACUGGCUAUAGAUGAUGUAAAAACGAAAGUUUCAAAAAGCGAAGUUUAUUUAAAUAAACAAGCAUCAGUAUUUGGAUCACAAUUUAGAAAGACUAACGUUACAAUAAAUUCUUUGGUAGCAAAUGUAGAGACUUUAAAAAACGCAAACAAAAAUUUUGUAAAACUAUCUCAGAGGAUGGAGUCUGAAAAGAUCUUUAUUAAAAUUGGAGGUGUGGAAACACAUUUUAAAGACUUAGAAAACACAAUUAAAGCGAUAGAGAAUAAAGUUGUUAAACUUAAUAAGAUUCCUUUUUACUCGCAAAGUGAUGUAGACCAAAAAUUUCUUAACUAUUAUAAAAACAUUUCAGGCAAUAUUAAAAGUCAAAUCCUUAAUGCAGGAACUGCAAACGUGGCUCUAGAAAAAAGUAUUUUGGAUAAGCUAAAACCGGUUGUUGAAUCUGCUAGUAAAAACUGUGAUACAUAUGUAAGUAAAGUGCAAGUACAGUUUAACAAAUUUAAAAAGGAUGUUGCUGCAAAUAACAAUGCAUAUGAUACGAAAAUUAAAAAAGGCCUUCUAGAAUCCAGCGCUGCUUGCCUCGUAAACAUUAGCAUCGUUAAUACAAAGGUUAAAAAAAUUGAAAAUGAUUUACAAAGUUACAAAACUAGUAGCGAUAUUAAACAUCAAAAUCUCUAUAAUUCUUUAAAUAAAUUAAGCCGCGAUUUGAAAACAGAAAUGACUAAAGCAGAACAUAUUAGCAACAUAACUUUUAGCCCUCUUAUAGAUGAUUUAAAAAGUAAAACUAAAAGUUGUUUUACAAACAUUGAUAGCUUAAAAUCAAAAACUACAACUUUAGUGGAAAGCCUGCAAAAAGAAAUUAAAACAAAUAUAUUAAAACAAGAUGAUCAUAUUAAAACUUCUAAAAAAGAUCAUGAUAAUUUUAAUAAAAGAUUCAGAUCUCUUGAAGAAAAUAUUAAACAGCUACAAGAUAAUCAUAAUGUACAGAAAAAAAUCCAUGAUAAUUUGUUUAGUUCUACUAAUAACAACUUUAAAGAUUUUACUGCAAAACUCGGAAACGUCAGUAAAAUCAUUAAAGAUGCGCAAUUGCAGAAUGAGGCCAGUAUUUCCAAAAGACUUGAUGCCUUAUUCAUACCUGUAAAUACCAAGAUCAAGACUUGUUUCGAUGAAAUACAAAAUGUGAGAAAAAACGAAGAGAAUUCUUAUAAGGAUUUAAAAAAGACAAUAAACCAGGAAUUGGAUAAAAUUUCUGUGAUACAUAAAUCGGAUAUUAAGGAUCUGGAUACAAAGCUGAAACGAUAUAAAAACAACAGUGAUAAUAUUAAUAUAAAUCUGGAAGUUAAUAUUGAUAAACUCGAAAAAACAAUUAUUUCUAUAGACAAAUUACUAGGCAAACGUCUGUCAUCCAUAGAAACCGAAAUUGCUGUCAAAAUUAAUCCUAAACUAAAAUUUGCUGAAAUCAAAAUUGAUAACUUCAAAAAUGAUGUAUACAAACUUAAACAAGAUUAUUCCAACCUAUUGGAUGACGUCAAGAAAACGACACUGAAAAAUAUAACAGCUACAUCUGAAAAGCUAGAAAAAGAUAUGGAAUCUUUAGAAAACUCUUGGGUAAAUAAACUAAGCACAUCUGAAAACACAAUUAAAGAUAUUCAAACAAAGUUGGGGUUAUUUAAUACAGUUUUUGAAAAAGCAACCCAUACUGACAGCGAAGAAAUAGCAAAAUUAAAACAGAAUUUAAUCAAUGUUAAUGACACACUGCAAGAUUUUUCACAUAGCUUUGAAAAAAAUGUUUUGAAUGUCACGAAUAAAACAGUUGAAAAACUAUUUACAAAGAGCGCUGAAUGUAAAAAAGAUGUCCAGGAUGUUCACCAAUCUUUAGAUCAUUUGAAAAAGACAGUUGAAGAAUAUUUGCGACAACAGAAAGUCGUAGAAAACAAUAUAUCAAGAAUAAAUACAACACUUUUGACAUCUACUGAUAAUAUUAACAAAAGAUUUGAAUUUUUAAACCACAGUAAACAAACGUCUGAGGAGGCUAAAAAUUUUACUGAAAAUCUUAUAAAUAGGUACAAAAAAGAAAGCGAACUAUUUUAUAGAAAUACAGGAUCUCAAUUAACAGAAGUGUUUAAAAACAUUACCAAUCUUCAUCAAGUUAUUAAAGGUAUUACCAAACAUUUUGAAAAUGAUUUUAACCCGGAGUUAAAAUUGUUAAAGGACGAAAACAAAAAUUACGUACAACGUUUCGCAAGUCUUGAAAAAUACAUAAAUAAGUCAGUCGAUGAUAUAAAAGAACUUAUAUCUAAUGAAAUGACUUCAGGUAAAAAUAAUUACGCAGAAAUUAAAAAAAUUGAGAAAAAUUUUAGAGAGAAAAUAAAUAAUAUUAUAACAGAAAACAAAAAAUUUGACGAGGAAUUAAAUAAUAAUAAUUUACAUUUAACAGAUACAAAAAAUCAAGUAGAAAAAAUUAAAGAUGCUAUUGAAACUCUGUCCAAAAAUAUAUAUAAGAAUAUAAAUGCGAGCGAAACAAUCAUUAAUAAACAUAUAAGUAACUUAAAUGAAUCCAUGUCUUCAGAAGCAAAUUCUUCUUGGAAAAAAAUAUUACUGUUAGAAAGUACCCUUAAAAAUUUAGAAAAACUAACUCAGGGUAACAUAGCCGUAGUGCAAAAUGAACUAAACUUAUUUAAAAAUGAUUUCUCUAACACUGAGGUAGUUAUUAACAAUAUUCAAAAAACACUCAAGGAUAGAAUGAUUAUAGCGGUAGAUCCAUAUUUGAAGGAAGUAAAUAAAUCUAUUUCUGAUAGCAAUAAAGAAAUACAAAAAUUACUUUUAGACACUGUAGAUUUAAAGAAGAAUUAUACUCUAAGUAACCAAAAUAUUUUGAAAAAGUUUAUUAGUUUAAACGAAACGUGUACAACAGAAAUGACAUUUAUUUCUUCUAAAGCAGAUGAUUUAUCUACAAGAAUCGAUAAACUAGAUGUAAGGAGUAGUAAUGUUGAUUUAAUCCUUAAGAAUCUUUCGGUAAAACUUGAAUCCAAUGUUCAAAUAAUAAGCAGUAAUAAAGACCGUAUUUUAAAUCUUGAAAAAUCUUUAGAUGGUACUUCUUCUAAAUUUAAACAAUCUUUAGAACAGCUAGGAACAGAUAUGAAAGACGUGAAUUUAAAAAUAGAACUAAAUAGCAAACAGACAGAAAAUGUUACAAAAGGCUUACUUCAACUUACUAAAACUGCUAAGAAUACAACAAAAGAUGUUAAAGAUCUACAUACGGAAAUUGUAGCUCUAAAACACACCUGGGAUGCUACACAAAGUAGAUUGGACAAAUGUAAAGCAUCCAUUGAAGUCCUUAGUAAAAACUUUACUGCUUGCAACUGUAAUAGUCAAAAUAAAUAUAGUAGUGAACUAGAGAAUUUGAGAAUAUUGCUGGACAGUAGAGACCUUGAAAUAACAAAAAAGUUUGAAGGUUUGCUAAAGCAGAAGGAUAAUGAGAUAGCCAAAAUUAAAGAUGAGUUUAAUAAAACUAUUUGGGUAUUAAAAGCUGAACAAAAAGCUCAAAAAAAACGGUAUGAGUCAUGUUGUUCAGAAGCGGAUCCUCCGCUUUAUUAAAAAACAAUUGAGACGUUGAACGCAAUAGUGGCCCAAGCCACGAAUAAUAUUUAAUUCGGAGAAAAUCGAGGACAAAGUUUUCUCUAUUUUUCAACCAAUAAUUUAAACACCUCAAACCAGAUAUACUGUAGAUUUUCUUUUAUGUAUAUCUGUACCUUAGAGGUAAACGAUUGUAAUCCCAUUUUAGCAGUAUUCGAAGAAACAAGGUUUAAAAUUUUAUAAUAUGGAAAUGAAUUUUUUUUAUAAAAUAAAUUUUUAUAAAAUAAGAAGAUCAUGUUUUAUAAAAUAAGAUAAUAAGAAUAAAAAUGCAUAUUUAAUUUUUUUACAAUUUAAUUAAAUAACUAAUUGAAGUACCAAGUACUAAAAGAAGUACUAAAAAAUCAGGUAAAGAAUUUAAACUGAAAGUUGUAAUUCCCAAUCUACCCAAAAAAAUUUAAUAAAAAAUAUAAUAUAACUAAGAAAUUCAGUCUGAGUCGAUGUUUUCUUCCUGUGUUGCGCUGCUCUCAUUUGCUGUUUCUUGGCUCCCAUGGUUGUCUACAACAAUUAAAUGUUUCUGAUCUAGGCUUGGUUGAGCAAAACGAACAAAGUGUUCCAAAAACUUCAGAAAAUCAGAGCAAGUCAUCUAUCCACUGGGAUAUGUUGUUGCAUUGCUGUCAGGAGGUGCAUGGCUUAGAAAAUCUGUGCUGCCAGUUUUUUGCCAUAUCAUGUGAGGAGGCAUGUGACCCCCUGCAGAAUUGAUGCCAGCACACAGCGUAACCAGUUCACCUCGUUGGUGGAAUACUUAAUUCUGGGAUCAAAAGUAUCCCCUAUUUAAUAGGAUCAACUAUCCCUGCAAUGACAUUUUUCUAACAAGUGCAAGUUUUAUGUUAAAACAGUUACAAUUUAAAUACCAAUGUUUUAGUAUUUAGUGAAUAAAAGUCAUCGAGCAAAAAGAUAAAAGAGGGAAUCUAAUCGUUAUGAAAAGGAGACCAAAAAAGUGGCCUCUGAUGGCGGACAUAUCCGGAAAUGCAAAGGCGCUAAAUUUAAAUUUUCCAACACUUAUUAACAAUAGCUAUAAAAUAUUUUUUAGACGAGAAAGUUUUAAUUAAAUAUUAACUAUAAUAGUCUAAAAAGUGACACAAUUGGUAAAAAACUUCAAUAUAAAUAAAAUUUCAUGUGACAGUUGGGACAAACAAUAACAACCAAACUAAAUUUGACUUCUCAAACAAGGAAAGAGACUGUCUUUCCUUGUUGAAAGUGGCCUCUCAAGAUAGCACUUCCUGUCUAACAAUAUUUUUGUCCCCACUACCUUUAGAUUCCCUCUUUUAUCUUUUGGCUCGAUGAUAAAAGUAU
Molecule: messenger RNA, 5943 nt
Organism: Diabrotica balteata
Lineage: Eukaryota; Metazoa; Arthropoda; Insecta; Coleoptera; Chrysomelidae
Source: the annotation of a GenBank genome assembly